Messenger RNA from Plasmodium inui San Antonio 1, 3396 nucleotides. RefSeq lists its product as hypothetical. NCBI's taxonomy places the organism in Eukaryota, Apicomplexa, Aconoidasida, Haemosporida, Plasmodiidae. Gene Ontology annotation, cellular component: cytosol; VCP-NPL4-UFD1 AAA ATPase complex; nucleus. Gene Ontology annotation, biological process: mitotic spindle disassembly; retrograde protein transport, ER to cytosol; autophagosome maturation. The transcript has a single exon. The coding region runs from base 1 to 3396 and encodes 1131 amino acids. The record is from RefSeq and is a predicted model, not a curated record. Gene Ontology annotation, molecular function: ATP binding; polyubiquitin modification-dependent protein binding; ATP hydrolysis activity.
AUGAAAGGAGAAAAAAUGCGACCUGCUUACCCCCCCCGAAAAGCGCUCCUGUCCCCAUGCCUCCUAAUUACACUGAUCCUUCCAUUUAUCGUCCAGCUUUCACAUCAAAUUGGGUUGAAAAAAGACAUACGUUUCACCAUCGGGAGUGGAAACCACGACAGUAGGUCCCCCUUUGUUAAGAGAAAACAUUUUGGCGACUCCAUUUUUCUCCCGCUAGGAAGGAAAAGGAACAAGUUUACUUCCAUCAGUACGGACAUCUUCAAAGAUCACUCUUCUGAUGGGAAGCGAAAAGACGAAUGGAAGACUCACGUGGUGAAUGUGGGCACCAGCCAAAAGAGUGAGCCCCAAGGGGGGUGUACAGUGCUAAAAGAGAAGAGCCAGCAGUCCUCGCUAGGCAGCACUGUUGAUGGGAAAAGUGGGGGCAGUCAUAGCAGCCAUAGCAGUCAUAGCAGUGCCACUGCUCAUGCGAUACGGGGUAGGGAUGUACCCUUUGGGGAGACAAAUCAGGGGAAGACGCCCUCCGAGGAACAAAGGCAUAUCCUGCACAACAACCUGAUUAGACGACUCAUAAGCAAAUUUUGGCCAUUCGGGGAGAAGAAGGAGGAGGCUGGUAGGAAUGGAGAGGCAUCCAAACGAAGUGGACAUGGGGGAAGAGGAGGAGAUGAAGAAGGAGACCCCCCCGACCCGGAUAAGCACCCAUGGUGGGAAAAGAAGUCAGGGGGUGAGCAGCCCAGGGAGCCUUCUUCAGGGGAGCCCCCCCCAAGAGAGACGCCUCGCCCCAGCAGAGGAACAGACCACGACAAGGAAACGGACUUCCUACUGAAAGCACUGGAGACGGGCAAAUUCCCCUCCUACUGUCUCGUCGACAAUAUUGACGAAAAUAUAGAUAACUGCGAAAUAUAUUUGAGUAAAGAAAAAAUGGAGGAGCUCAAUCUCAGUGAGGGGUUCACCGUCUUGUUGAAGGGAAAGAAGAAAAAGGAGAUGUUAGCAAUAUGCAAGCUAGACAGAACGCUAAAGAAACAUUUCGUGGUGAUCUCCUUUGCGAUGAAGAAGAAUCUCAGACUGAUGCAUAACGAUAUUGUCAAGAUUUACCCUUUAGUGAAGGUCAGUCCUUUACGAACCGUUGUCCUUAGCCCCUUUAGUGACACCGUUGGGGGGCUGAGUAAAAGAGAGCUAGAAGAGGAGGUGCUAAAGCCCUAUCUCAAAGGAAGCUUAAAACCGCUUUGUGAGAAUACAAAUCUGUACAUUCAGCAUAAGGGGAAGAAGAUCGAAUUUAGGGUAGUGAAGUUAAGGAAGGAGGGUGAAGAAGAAGCACCUCCGAAGGAAGAAAACAAAUCAGGGGAAGGACCAGUAAACCUUCCCACCUCGCAACAGUACGGUUACGUUGGUGACAAUGCCAUCAUCACAUUGGACGAGGAAUACCUAAACAGAGAGGACUACGAAGAGCAUACAGAUGAUAUUACAUAUGAAGACCUCGGAGGAAUGAAGAAGCAAUUGAACAAAAUUAGGGAACUCAUCGAGUUGCCUCUAAAAUAUCCUGAGAUAUUUAUCAGCAUAGGGAUAUCUGCUCCCAAGGGUGUCCUCAUGCAUGGAAUCCCAGGGACAGGAAAGACUUCCAUCGCGAAAGCAAUUGCUAAUGAGAGCAAUGCCUACUGCUACAUUAUAAAUGGGCCAGAGAUUAUGUCCAAACAUAUAGGAGAAUCGGAGCAGAAGUUACGGAAGAUUUUUAAAAAAGCCAGUGAGAAGACACCAUGCAUUAUCUUCAUCGAUGAAAUUGAUUCCAUCGCAAACAAAAGGAGCAAAAGUACAAAUGAGCUGGAAAAGAGAGUCGUCUCACAGCUGCUGACUCUAAUGGAUGGAUUAAAGAAAAACAAUAAUGUCUUGGUUCUGGCUGCCACGAAUAGACCAAAUUCUAUUGAUCCUGCUCUUAGACGCUUCGGCCGAUUUGACAGAGAAAUCGAAAUUCCGGUUCCAGAUGAGCAGGGUAGGUACGAGAUUCUUCUCACCAAAACGAAGAAGAUGAAGCUCGAUGCGGAUGUCAACUUGAGAAAGAUCGCCAAGGAGUGCCACGGCUACGUCGGUGCGGAUCUCGCGCAGCUCUGCUUCGAGGCCGCCAUUCAGUGUAUCAAGGAGCACGUGCAUUUUUUGGAUCUCGAUGAGGAGGACUUCAUCGAAUUUAUGAAGAUAAGCGUGGAGGAGCGGCGGGGCGAGGGUGGGGAUGGCGGAAAUUUCGGGGAAAGCAGUGUAGUGCCUAGUACGGAGAAGGAGAAGGGGAGAAGCCGGUUCUUCUUCCAAAGGGGAGAAGCAAAAGGGGAGGCCGCGUCGGCCAAGUCCCUGUCGCCCGCGAAGUCUCCUGCCUCCAGCAGAGGCACCCAACAACUGGAUAGCAAGGCGAAGAAAAUCCCACCAUACAUCCUCAACAGAUUAACCAUAAAGGCGAAGCAUUUCCAGCACGCACUGAACAUAUGCAACCCGAGUUCGCUCAGAGAAAGACAGGUGCAGAUCCCUACUGUGACGUGGGACGACAUCGGAGGCAUGCAUGAAGUGAAGGAGCAACUCAAGGAAACGAUUCUGUACCCUCUGGAAUAUAAACACCUCUACUCUAAAUUUAACUCCAAUUACAAUAAAGGUAUAUUGCUUUAUGGCCCCCCUGGCUGUGGAAAGACUCUCCUAGCUAAAGCAAUCGCGAAUGAAUGUAACGCCAACUUCAUUUCUGUCAAAGGCCCCGAAUUGCUAACCAUGUGGUUUGGUGAGUCGGAGGCUAAUGUGCGGGAUUUGUUUGAUAAAGCGAGAGCAGCUUCUCCCUGCAUUAUUUUCUUCGAUGAGAUUGAUUCUUUGGCAAAGGAACGGAACAGUAACAAUAACAACGACGCGAGUGACAGAGUGAUAAAUCAGAUCCUCACCGAGAUUGAUGGAAUAAAUGAGAAGAAAACCAUCUUUAUAAUCGCUGCCACCAACCGACCAGACAUUCUCGACAAAGCUCUCACCAGACCAGGACGAUUGGACAAACUCAUAUAUAUCUCACUGCCCGAUUAUAAAAGCAGGUGCAGUAUUUUUAAGGCCAUAUUGAAAAACACGCCCCUUAGUGACGAUGUCGACCUUUACGACAUGGCCAAACGGACGGAGGGUUUUUCCGGGGCAGACAUUACCAACCUCUGUCAGAGUGCCGUCAACGAAGCGAUUAAAGAGACGAUUCACCUGAUUAAUCAGCGGAAGGCGGAGAAGGGAGGGAGUGCACGGACGCAGGGCGCGGACGAUCACUACGACCCGGUACCAACCCUGGCCAAGAAGCACUUCGAUUUGGCCUUCAAAAACGCCCGCAUUUCCAUUCGGCCCGAGGACGUCCUCAAGUAUGAGCGCUUUAAGGAGAAGCUCUCCCUGCAGAACUUCGACUGA